Molecule: messenger RNA, 1383 nt
Organism: Oryza brachyantha (malo sina)
Lineage: Eukaryota; Viridiplantae; Streptophyta; Magnoliopsida; Poales; Poaceae
Product: cyclin-H1-1
Exons: 15
Coding region: 262-1248 (328 amino acids)
Biological process (GO): regulation of transcription by RNA polymerase II; regulation of cyclin-dependent protein serine/threonine kinase activity
Cellular component (GO): transcription factor TFIIK complex; nucleus
Molecular function (GO): cyclin-dependent protein serine/threonine kinase regulator activity
Source: RefSeq, a predicted model, not a curated record
GUUUCCCCAACCCCAAACCGGCAAAACCCCCCCUUUUUCUUCUUCCGUUCUCCGCGCGCCGGCGCUCUCGCCGCCGCCACCGCCGGAGCGCGGGCUAGCGGGCGCGCGCUCUACUCGGCGGAUCAUAGAGUAGUGUGGUGUAAUCUGAUCCGGUCUAUCUGGGUGGUGGGCGUCUCGGAGUCGCAGCACUCGGGCGAGGGCUCGAUCGGCGCGGGAGAGUGAGGGAGGUGAGGUGCAGCCGCGGCGGCGGCGGCGCAAAGGAUGGCGGAUUUCCGGACCUCCACGCAUCGGGAGAGGUGGAUCUUCCAGACGAAUGAUCUGAUGGAUAGGUGGGGGGCGGCGAACCAGCGGGCCACGGAGACGCUCGCUCAUUACGGAACGACUCUGCUGAAGGUGGACCCUGUGGAUGGGUCGCUGUCGUACCCGGAAGCUCCGUCUGAUCAUGGGAGCUCAGGUGUAAAGCCUCUAUCUUGUGAAGAGGAGCGAUUGAUGCGGAUAUUUUAUGAGCAAAAGAUUCAAGAAGUAUGUGCAGCAUUUAAGUUCCCUCACAAAAUACAGGCUACUGCAAUAAUAUAUUUCAAGAGAUUCUAUCUGCAAUGGUCCGUAAUGGAACAUCACCCAAAGCAUAUUAUGUUAACUUGUAUAUAUUCUUCUUGCAAAGUGGAAGAAAAUCAUGUUUCUGCCGAGGAACUUGGUAAAGGAAUUCAACAGGACCACCAGAUUAUUCUAAAUAACGAGAUGAUUGUUCUCAAAUCUUUAGAUUUUGAUCUGAUUGUUUAUGCUCCAUACCGAUCUAUUGAAGGAUUUAUUGAUGACAUGGAGGAUUUCUGCAGAGCGGGUAAUGGUGAACACCAACGGCUAAAGGAAUUACGUCAAACUGCGAUAUCUCAGGUUGACAAAAUGAUGUUGACUGAUGCUCCUCUUCUUUAUACUCCUGGACAGUUGGCUCUGGCAGCUUUGCACAAGUCCAAUGAUAUGCACAGGAUCCUCAGUUUUGAAAGGUACUUGGAAAGUGUUUUUUCAAGGCAACAUUCUGACUGUCCAGUCGAACAAUUUGUUGGGUCAAUCAAUAUGAUCAAUUAUUUGGUUGACCAGCUUAAAAUACCUACUCCUAAGGAUAUGAGGCAUAUUGACCGCAAACUUAAGCAUUGUUUGGAUCCAAGCUCACAGGAUGAUCAUAAGAAGAAAGAGAAGAAGUCAAAGCACAAAUCAAAAAGGGCAGCUAAUGAAGCCCAGCUCGAUGGGUAGAAAACAUAUGGUUGAACUGUGUUAGAAUCAGUUCUUUAAUCUGUUGUGGCCAUAAUCGAUCGAAAGAGAUGCUUUCCUCAGCAGAUGAGCUUCCGUUUAAGCCGAGCACAACCAAUUUUGAGAUGAAGCGAGAUG